AACGGCUCGCACUUCUUGAUGUGCUCUCUUCUCCCUCUUCUCCCCAACCACCAUGGCCUCCUCAUACACGCCACUAGACCAGCAGUCGUUCCCGGACCACUAUUACCCGACCAGGACCUUUGUCAAGAGGGAGGAGGACGCUGACCCAGCCACCCACCUCCGUCUCAGCUCGCCGAACCAAGAUCUCUCCUCGUUAGAUGCCCAGCAGCCCGCCUCCGCCCAUCCUUUCGGCCUCCCCCUUUCACAAUCCUCAUCCCGCUCCACCGCACAUUCAUCGCCCGCCAUCCAGGUCAUGCCCCCCAGUCUCAUCCGCCACACCACCGGCACGCAGUCGCAAGAAGACUCUCCCUCGUCUACCUUCAUGUCUACGCCCUGGACGAACGUCAUCCCCUCCCCCGUUAUUGGCGAUACCUCCAACGCCGCCUCCAAUCAGCACCAUGGCUCGCACAGUCCGGGCGAGGAGGACGACGACGUUACCCCCCUGGUCACCCUGCGUCCCGACAGCUCCUUGGAGGCGCCGGGCAUGUCGGGCUCACACGAAAAGAUGGUGCGGAGACGGAGCAGCAAAGCCUGCGAUCAGUGUCGCAAGUCGAAGUGCAAGUGCGAGCGGUCAGCGCAGGGGGACGACUGCAAGAACUGCGUGAUGCUGGGCGUCCCGUGCACGUUCCUUGGUCCCUCGCGCAAGCGCGGCCCUCCCAAAGGCUACAUCGACGCCAUUGAAGCGCGCUUGCACCAAGUCGAGGCGCUUAUUGGCAUCAUGUUAUAUUCAGCAGAAGUACGGAUGGACCGCGAGCACGGCGUCGUCGAUCGCGAGCCCUCGGAGCACAGAGACGAGCGCGCCGCCGGCAUCUUGAGAGACAUGGCGCAGGACCCCCUCGCGCGCGAGAUCCUUUGCAGAGUGGACAACUCUUCUUACGGCGUACAGGGCCGGAACAGGCAGCAGGCAGGCCCCAAAUUCCGCCAACAGGAAGACGAAGGAGCUUCGGAGUUAUCUUCGGCCUUGUCUUCCAUGCACCCGUCGAACGAAUGGCAAGACCGCGUAACUCUCAUGAUGCGCAAGACGCGCCGAGACGCCUCUGGCUCGUCCGCGCGGCAGGGAGCACCGCAUGUGCUGCGCAACAGCUCCGCGCCUUUCGGCCAUCGGUCCGGGAGCACGAGCAGCAGCGAGGACGCAGGCCCCCAUGACAGUAGCCGGCGGCAAAGGCGGCGCAUAGCGCACGACGACGGGAUGCUAACGCCUGGCGCGGGCGGCGAUCCCUAUGCGCGCCACAAUCUCCAUCGCAGCCAUCACAGCUUUUCGUCGUUGAGCGUGCAACCGCCGAACGAGCCGUACGUCUCCUCCGACGCGACUUCGCCCACCAGCCCAGCCUACCAACCAUCCUUCAUUCGCCGAAGCUCGCUUAGCAGCCGAUACCCCACCGUGCCGCAAUCGUCUUCGUACACGAGCGACGCCGAGGACGACGAUACCCCCGCCGCCGUCACGUCCGGCAUCGGUGAGCUGAGUCUAAACGAGGACGAGCAGGUCAGGUAUCAUGGUCGCGCUAGCGGGCUUCACCUGCUGAGUAACACGGAGCGCCACGACCGCCGGAAUGAGGGAGGCAUAUGGCGCUUCCCUAAGGCUCGUGUGUGGCCACCAGUCUCUAACAAGACGACGCGCAUGACGCUGGAGGCUGCGGACGAGGAGUACAGGUGCCGCUUACCUGAACUUCGGGUGCAGGAGGAGCUGCUCGACCUCUACUUCUCCUACGUUCAGACCGCCUUCCCCAUCGUUCACAAGCAGUCGUUCCUGGAUACUUUUAAGAGCAUGACGACGAGCGCGAGUCACGAGUCGCCCGGCUCGCCCGCUUCGGACCAUUCCCAAUCACGCUCACCCUUCAACCGCGGCCCCCCGCGCGUUCCGCUUCUUCUGCUCUUCGCGAUGUUCUCAAUUGCCGCACGGUACUCCGACAACGCCCCCGCGUCGGCCUCGAGCCGCGGGCUGGCGCCUUCGACGCAAGAGAUGUGGGACGCCGGCGACGAGUACUUGCGCACCGCGAAGCUCAUCCUGGGCAACACGUACUCCGCCUCACGGCCCUCGACUGUGCAGGCGCUGCUUCUCAUGGGGUACCGCGAGAUUGGCAUCGGCGCGAUGGCGGAGGCGUGGACGUACAUCGGGAUGGCGGUGCGGAUGGCGCAGGAUUUGGGAAUGCACCGCACUGCGGACGGCUGGUCGCGGACGCGGCUAGGGGGCAAGCUAUUCAGUGAGGAGGAGCUGUCGGAGAGGAAGCGCAUUUGGUAUGGCUGCGUCAUUAUGGACAAGUAUGUCUCGGCCUACAUCGGACGGCCCCUUGGAAUAUUCGAGCGCGACUUUGACACCCCACUACCUAGCGCGAACGAUCCCGAGGAAUACGAAGACUGCAAGCCUUACUCGUCGCUUUGCAGUCACGAGCGGAUGCGCUUGCAGGCUGUACCUGGCCGGUCCAUCUCGUGCUUCAAUGCCUCCGCGACGCUUUCGAACAUUCUCAGCAUGAUCAUCCAGGCUGUCUAUUCAGUGCGCUCGGGACCGACCCCCGAUGACGAGAUCCAGUACCUGGAAGGGCUUCUUGACCGGUGGUACAUCGCCCUUCCAGAGCACCUCCGCCGGGAUCCGGGCUUUGCGAACCAGACGGCGCCCCUGCCGCAUGUCCUCGCGCUACACAUGCAGUACUGGUGCGCGGUCCUUCUCUUGCACCGACCUUCGAUCAAGCAUAUCAAGAAGAACAGAGGGGCUAGUACGCUGGACGGCGCUGAUCUGGCCAGGUCGGAGAAGAGCUACGACCUGUGUGCCUCGGCUGCUAAUCAGAUAACGUCUCUUUUGACGAUGUAUGUGGACUACUAUCCCAUCAACCGCUGUCCGACGUUCCUCUGCUACUACAUCUUCACGGCCAGCAUCAUGCACGUCACUGCUUUGUCCUGGCGUCCAGAAGACCCGCAGGCGCGUAUGGGUCUCUCGAAGUGCUUGAGCGCGUUGCAGAUGAUGGAGGUCAUCUGGCCAGCUGCUGGCCGCGCCUUAGAGCUUCUCAGCGGCGCAAAAAUAAGCGCGCCCAACACGGACCAGCUUACGCCGCUGACGGAGCGACACAAGCGUCAGCCCGAUCAGUCAGUUGACGACCUGUAUCGUUCGCACGGCCAGAGCGAGGUUUACCGCGACAUCAUCCUCCGCGCGAACAACGGCACACUGCCCUACAUCAGCGACGAGGAGGCCUUCGCUGCGCAGGAGGGCUCCCAACCCUUGCCCGGCCCGUCUAGUCUGCCUAAUCUCUCCUUUGACCAGAGGUGGCCGCCGACUGAGCCCAUGCCCUAUUCGGGUAGCGUCCCGUCAACUAGCAUCUCGUCGUCAUUGCCUCAGAGCCUGUAUGGCGUAGGCACCCCAUCGCAUCCUCGCGUACCCAGCGGUGGUGAGCAGCAGCCCCACGGCCAGCGCUAUCCGCCGCAGUACUACCAAGAGCUGUCCGACUACCAGCUGAACCAGUACGACAAUUUCCCGGACCAGUUCAUGCUGCCGCCGCCACAGCCUCCCGCCGCGCAGCAGUAUCCCUCUCAGAUGUAUGGAUCGGAGUUCAAUAAUGUCUUUAAUCACUAAGUAAUCAUCGUGUACUGGGUUCUCUCAUGAUCCUCGUAGCUCUUCCUACCCCCUUUCCAUUACCCUCCGCUUUGCUAGUCAUGUCGCGUCCAACCGCGACCUCGCAUCCUCUUCCCUUCCCUCGGACUCUACUCUCCGCUUUCCCCUCGCCGUGUGUUGUAUCACUUAAUUCGAGCCGCUCUACGUUACUAUCCCUACUCUGUAGCUUUAUCUGCCCGUUUCCUGCUAUUGCAUGCUUUCGUCUAGGCUUCUGAUUGUAUAUCUAAGCACGAAUAAUUUGGUUUGCCUUCUACCAGA
Molecule: messenger RNA, 3898 nt
Organism: Schizophyllum commune H4-8
Lineage: Eukaryota; Fungi; Basidiomycota; Agaricomycetes; Agaricales; Schizophyllaceae
Exons: 14
Coding region: 53-3601 (1182 amino acids)
Biological process (GO): DNA-templated transcription; regulation of DNA-templated transcription
Molecular function (GO): DNA binding; zinc ion binding; DNA-binding transcription factor activity, RNA polymerase II-specific
Source: RefSeq, a predicted model, not a curated record